Messenger RNA from Bipolaris maydis ATCC 48331, 162 nucleotides. RefSeq lists its product as uncharacterized. Gene Ontology annotation, molecular function: oxidoreductase activity, acting on paired donors, with incorporation or reduction of molecular oxygen; monooxygenase activity; iron ion binding. NCBI's taxonomy places the organism in Eukaryota, Fungi, Ascomycota, Dothideomycetes, Pleosporales, Pleosporaceae. The record is from RefSeq and is a predicted model, not a curated record.
UUCCAUUUUGAUGACCGACAAGUUCUGCAGCCUUUUAGCAUCGGUCCACGGAACUGCAUUGGCCGAAAUUUGGCGUAUAGCGAAGCUCGUACCUCGUUUGCACUGAUUUUGUACAACUUCAACAUGCACCUGCAUCCGAAAAUUGAAUAUUGGGAUAAAUAG